Messenger RNA from Meloidogyne enterolobii, 1320 nucleotides. Lineage: Eukaryota; Metazoa; Nematoda; Chromadorea; Rhabditida; Meloidogynidae. The record is from the annotation of a GenBank genome assembly.
AUGGCUGCACGUCGUUUACAAAAUUUGCAAGAAUGGACAAAUCAGAAUUUAUUUUUGGCAUCCUUCGAUUCUGGUUCUUAUUCUUACCAAAAUACCUUACCUACAAAUAAUCGACAACCAGAAAUUCAAGAAGAGGAUGAUGGAGAAUUUGAACUUCAAAAUUUGUCAUCAUCGAAUCCCUUUAAUAAAAAACAAAAUGCAAGUGAUGAUAAAUUGGCAGAUUAUGGAGAAAUUGGACAUUCUAAUGGAACUAAAUCAAUUACAUCAUUACAGGCAGCUUGGAAUGUUACAAACGCAAUUCAAGGCAUGUUUAUUGUUGGGUUGCCCUUUGCUGUUAAAGUUGGAGGAUGGUGUGCAAUUGGUGCAUUGGUUGGUGUUGCUUGGAUAUGUUACAAAACUGGACUAGCACUUAUUGAUUAUCGUGAAGUUGCUGAAGCAGUUCGUCCGGGAAUGGGAAAAUUUGUAUUGUUGGCUCAAUUGAUGUAUUUUAUAUAUUGUUCUGGCAGGCGAUUUACUUCAAGGAUGUUUUCCAAGUAUAGACAAGCUUGGAUGAUGUUAACUACAUUACCUUUACUUGGCACUGCUUUUCUUGAUGAUUUACGAGUUGUUUCAAAUUUGUCACUUGCAAAUGCGGUUUCUCAUUUAGUCAUUAAUGCAAUAAUGUUUUCUUCAUGGCGUUUUUCUUCCCUUGUAUUAAUCCCGGAUUUUCGCUUAUUUCCAACAAUUAUCGGUGUUGUUGUUUUUGGUUAUACUUCACAUAUUUUUCUGCCUUCUUUGGAAGGUUCUAUGCAGGAUCGUUCAGAAUUUAAACAAAUGCUCGGAUUUUCACAUGUCGCGGCAGCAAUAUUUAAAGCUUUAUUUGGUUUAAUUGGCUUUCUAACUUUUGCAGAAUUUACUCAAAAAGAAAUUUCUAAUUCGCUUCCUGAUCAAACAUUUAAAGUUCUUGUAAAUCUUUGUCUUGUUACAAAAGCUUUGCUUUCUUAUCCACUUCCUUACUACGCAAUUGUUCAACUAAUUGGAGAAAACUUUUUUAAUGGGAUUGAUGUUUCUCCUUUUCCUGUAUGCUAUGGAAAUGAUAAAAGAUUGAGAGAAUGGGCUCUCUCUUUGCGUGUUCUUUUAAUACUUUGGACAUUAUGGAUGGCUUUAACUGUUCCUUAUCUUGUUGAGCUAAUGGGACUUAUUGGCAAUUUUACAGGAACUGUUCUAAGUUUUAUUUGGCCAGCAUAUUUUCAUUUGCAGCUUCGAGGAGCUAAACUUACUCCUGCUGAGAGAAGAUUCGACAAAAUGGUAUUUUUUUUUAAUUUCCUUUGCCUGAGGUAA